This is a messenger RNA of Apodemus sylvaticus (European woodmouse), 4891 nucleotides long. RefSeq names its product heparan sulfate glucosamine 3-O-sulfotransferase 3B1. The transcript is spliced from 2 exons. The coding region runs from base 463 to 1635 and encodes 390 amino acids. NCBI's taxonomy places the organism in Eukaryota, Metazoa, Chordata, Mammalia, Rodentia, Muridae. The record is from RefSeq and is a predicted model, not a curated record. Gene Ontology annotation, molecular function: [heparan sulfate]-glucosamine 3-sulfotransferase activity.
GCGCAGCCCGUCACUCGGAAGGCCGGGACCGCCCACUCCACCUCUGUGCCGGGCUCCCUUCCUGCGCAGUUCUCCGCAGCAGCCUCAGCGGGUAGGCGCCGGGGCUGCUCUCAAUCUCCUGGCUGCGAGGAGGCAGCCCCGGCGAGCUGCCGUGCGCCCCGUCCAGAGGAACCGGGUGCGGGGUACAGCGUAACUGACAGCGCGUCUGCUCACAGUUCCUGCCGCCCGAACUUCGCUUUCCAGCCCCGGCUUCUCGUGGGCAUCAUGUCAAGAGCCGUCGCCGCUGCAACCGCCGCCGCCACCGGGGGAAGAGCCGCAGCUUCGGCAGCCGCGCGCACACGAGGGCAAUAAACCGAAUCACUCCGGGCUCAAAGUGGCAGGGGACCGUCGCGGUGCUCUCGGUUCCGGCGGGACUCGUGCCAUGUGCUGAGCCAUGCCCCUGGCCGCGCCCGCGGGCCGCGUAUGGGGCAGCGCCUGAGCGGCGGCCGGUCCUGCCUCGAUGUCCCGGGCCGGUUCCUGCCGCAGCCGCCGCCGCCCCCGCCGCCGGUGAGGAGGAAGCUCGCGCUGCUCUUCGCCAUGCUUUGCAUCUGGCUGUACAUGUUCUUGUACUCGUGCGCCGGCUCCUGUACUGCCGCUCCCGGCCUGCUGCUCCUGGGCUCGGGGUCCCGCGCCACUCACGCUCAGCCAGCCCUGCUCACAGCUCCGAAUGAGACAUCCCCUAGGAUGGCCUUCCGGGCACCUCCGGCCAACUCACUGGCUGCAGGCAAGGAUAAGACAGUAGGCGCCGGGAGCCAGGAGGAGCAGAGUCCAGAGGCGCCGGACUCCCCCAGUCCCAUCUCCAGCUUCUUCAGCGGCGCUGGGAGCAAGCAGCUGCCGCAGGCCAUCAUCAUCGGCGUGAAGAAGGGUGGCACGCGGGCGUUGCUGGAGUUUCUGCGAGUGCACCCCGACGUGCGCGCCGUGGGCGCCGAGCCCCACUUUUUCGACCGCAGCUACCAUAAGGGUCUUGCCUGGUACCGGGACUUGAUGCCCAGAACCCUUGAGGGACAGAUCACGAUGGAGAAGACGCCCAGUUACUUUGUGACCCGGGAGGCACCCGCGCGCAUCUCGGCCAUGUCUAAGGACACCAAGCUCAUCGUGGUGGUGCGCGACCCGGUGACCAGGGCCAUCUCGGACUACACGCAGACGCUUUCCAAGCGGCCGGACAUCCCCAGCUUCGAGAGCCUGACGUUCCGCAACCGCAGCGCGGGCCUCAUAGACACGUCCUGGAGCGCCAUCCAGAUCGGUCUGUACGCCAAGCACCUGGAGCCCUGGCUGCGCCACUUCCCCCUCGGCCAGAUGCUCUUUGUGAGCGGGGAGCGGCUGGUCAGCGACCCGGCCGGCGAGCUGCGCCGCGUGCAGGAUUUCCUGGGCCUCAAGCGCAUCAUCACCGACAAGCACUUCUACUUCAACCAGACCAAGGGCUUCCCGUGCCUCAAGAAGGCGGAGGGCAGCGGCAAGCCGCACUGCCUGGGCAAGACUAAGGGCCGCGCGCACCCCACCAUCGCGCGCGAGGUGCUGCGGCAGCUGCGUGACUUUUACCGGCCCUUCAACCGCAAGUUCUACCAGAUGACCGGCCGCGACUUCGGCUGGGACUGAGUCUCCCCUCGCCGCUUAUCUAUUGAGAGAGAGAGAGUAUAUGUAUGUAAAAUGUACAGAAAUCUAUUUUAUAAUAAUUUAUUUUUAAUUCACGAGCAAUUAAUUCACUAAGCUGCCUAGCCACAGUCUGCAGAGAGUUUCAAUCACGGUCUGUUAACAUUCCAAAGUGUUUUAACUCCGAUAUUUUGUUCUGUCCCUCACAAUCGAUGGUGCUUCCGUGUUCUCCUCUCCGCUCCCCACUGUAUUUAAGAAGAAGAAAAAGCACAACUUGAGAAUUUUUGUUACGGGUAUUCAGCCUUCAAUCACCUUGGGUUUUCCACCUGCUAUCUCCUUGGGUCUUGGCUGCCUCAGCUGGUGGUGGUAUUUUCUUGCCUGGAUACCUCCUGGAAGUACUGAGCUGCCUCAGUGUCCUCUAGUCAGAAGAUAGAAUUCACUUAAGCAGUUCUUUACCCUCAGUGAUGUAGCACCAAGGUGCAUUUCUCCCGCCUCCCUUACAGGGAUGUCCUUAUGACCCCGACUCUCCUCCUGCUCCCCUCCUACCCUCUGUCAUUAUUCAGCUGGAAGUGUAUGCAAACACUUGAUCCCUUUCCCAGAUCCCAUGGGUGAGAGGCUUGGGUGCUGCUUUACAAAAGAGGUGACCUCUCUUUCGCAUAAGAGGGUGCCACAGUCCUUUCUUCAGUCAGACAUUUAGGCUAUGACACACCAAAGAGUCUCCCAGGAUUCCAUACACAGCCACCUGCUCAAACCUAGGAUGCUGGAUGUUGAGACCCAUAGGGGUCAGAUGUAGCCCUUGACCUGCAACAUUUAUAGCGGAGUUGCUAUGUGUAGACCCACCUAGUGUUGGGCAGGAGGCUCAUGGCCUCAGUAGAGAGAUGUGGCAAGCAGCCCAGCAGAGGAAAGGGAGCCUGGCAAAUGCCUAUGAAUUCUUAGCCCACCCCAGAGAUUACAUGGUCUGUAUGUAGGCAGCGUCCACAGCAGGUUGGAUGGUCCUCUUGAACCCAGGCUGGGAAAGCAGGCUGUGCACGUGCUGCUUGUAGGUACUCAAGAGUCAAGCCUGACUCUAGUGCAGCUUCCUCUGAGGUCCUGGAGUCUUAGCAGAGAAGUCACCAGCUUUGCUGCUAAGAGGCAGACGAUAUUCCCUGUCCCUCUGUGCUGAGAGGACACUGGAGGGUCCUUUGGCUAGUUAGUGGCAGUUGGAUAACUGUAAUGACAUUACACCAUGAUACAUUCAGUCAGAAUGCUUCUGCCCCAAUGGAUUGUCAUCUGAGUUAGAUUUUCAUCAAGAAUGUGUAGAUGGUUGAAAUAAAUGACCGUAUUGUGAUAUUUGCAGAGGAAUUUUUUUUUUUUUGGACACUUUAUGGGCUAACUUGACGGGAUGAGCAAAGUUACAUGGAAAGAGAAGAUAUACUGCCUUUAGAAGCUAAUGAGAGGUGUCUCUAGGGAUAGUUUGAUAACCAAAAUUUGUGGUUUUCUACAAGUUACAGCCCAGCUUGAAUUAGCUCAUUCUGGGCAACAAAAUAGUCCCUGGGCUAUGAUCAUCCCUUAGAUGUUACAAUCAUUUCUUCUUUUUUUCUUUUUCUUCUUCUUCUGCAGAGCUGGGGAUAGAAUCCUGGGCCUAUUGCACACGAGGCAAACUCUGAGCCACAUUCCCCAGCCCAUUUCACGGUCAUUUGUUCAUUUUCUUCUGUCCGUACUUAGUAUUGCCUGCAUAAUCUCCUGACAGGCAGGUGGGUGGAGAUGCAUGCAUGCAAGGUGCUCACCGCCUCUGCUCUCCAGUGCAGAUCCUGUUUGACAUCAGAGAAAGGGCUCCUCCCCUCACAUCGGCAGAAUCUUGCUCACAGGCAGAGGCAGUUGUCAAGGGCCUUCACCAAGGCUUUCUGGCUGCUCCCCGAGUCUGAUGUAACUCAUGAUGUAGAAGGACAAAGAGUUCAGAGACUGGUACACAGCCAAGUGGGGAGGGGGUGUGUGUGAGCCUUCCUGCCCUCUUCCCAAGCUGGACCCUUUUUUUUUUUUUAAAGUUGUUUAUUCUUUGCUUGAGAAUAUAACAAAAAAAAAAACCCCAGGAUGUAUUGAGGUAGAAGGAAGCCAUUUAGUCAUGAACACUGAAGUGAGUCAAGAUUCUGUCCUGAGUCAAAUCCUUGGAUCUGAGCAGAUGUCGAUAAUUAGUGCUGAUGGAGCAGGGUGAGCUUUCAGUGUUAGUCCAGUAAGUCAAACAACAUGUGCACCUCUUUACCAGGCCCCCUCGCUUGUGGUCCCUGGCUGAUCGGACCCUGCAGCUGUCCCGAGAUGCUGCUUCAUCAUGAGAUAGUCGUUACACACGGCCUCUGCUCAGAGGAGUUAGGUAACAUGGAGAAUUAAGCCUUAGGUCUGUCUCUUCCUGUCCUGGUCAUCGGCAAGGCCACUGAGUGUCACUUCUGAACUGCUAGGAGACAGACACCAGUUCAUGUCCUGGCAGUUUGUCCCACCACGUGUUUGAGUUUUUGUUUUUGUUUUUCCAGUUUAUAGGAAAGCUCUGGCAUAUUCCUGGUGUACUUUAUUUCUGAGAAGUUUCAUUUCUUUCCUUGUUUGAAAACAAAGAAAAAUUCACAAAAACUUAAGAGUUUUUUUUUUCCGUGUUUGUUUGUUUUUUUAGUUCCUAUCCAUGGAAAGCCUUGUCUUGGGGGAUGUUUGCAUGUAGGUGUGUGUUCGUUUACUCGUAGCACCUAUAAAGGUACUUCGGGCAGAGUGACUAUGGAAUAAACUCUUCAUUGAGUGGUGGAGAGAUGUUCUGGGGGGAGGGGACUCUUUGGGAGUCAUUCUGAGUGACAGAUGCACUUCAGUCUUGGGAGAACCCCAGUUGCAGAUUCUACCUGGCUGCUCUCCUAAGAAUCAGAAAUGGAGGCUCCAACAAGCCAGUGAAUAUCAAAGGUGUUAAUGUGGACACCCGGGGUCAACUCUCUUUUCAGUUUUCCAUACAAAUGGUUAAUGAAUUUUUGAAUGUGUGGUUAGUUUUUUCUUUCAUUUUUAUAACAUUAAUUUAUGACUGAGUUUCAUUCAGCCCAGUAAUCAAAAAUGCUGUGCAAGUUCUUACAGUAUGUCUUCUAUAACGUGGAUGUUAGAAUAGCCAAUAUGUACAAAAAAAAAGAUUAAAUCAAGUAUUUUGUCCUAUGUAUAACACAAAUUAAUUUUACACAGAGAAAGAUGUUUCUAGGAAAAUGAAAUUCUGGUAAUUCAUACUUUUUCUUUGUAUGAACAAAUAAAAUAUAUUUUACCAAUA